AGCUAAAUCAAAAUAUUUAAAAGACAAUUUAAAAUAGCCUAUCUCUAAAAAAGAAGUUUCAUUAGCUACUGUCUUGUGUACUAUGAAAUAGUGCAAUUUGAAUUAAUGAGAAGGAUCAAGGUUUGCAAGAGCACAUUGGCAGGGUUGUCUGAUCUAGGUAAUUCCACCUUUUCAUUUCCCUAAAUGAUCUUUAUCAGAGUUUAAUUUUAUCAUAUUUUGUUCGAGUUUGUUUGCCUGGUUAACUGCCUAGUGUUUCUUCAGCAUCAUGUACUCUUGGAGGAUUAAAAAAGAAAUUCAGUAUUUCAGUUCCCUCUUUUAACUAUACAAACUCAAAACAAGCCCUGUACUAUAUAUAGUUGUGAAAGGAAAUUCUCAAAUAUCUGAGCUUUUAAAAAAAUAUUGUAUACCAGAGAUGGAAAAGUGAGAAGGUGACAGGAAAAGAGCAGAGAAUAUAAUUUAGAGUUCUGAAAAGAUAUGAGGGCACUGAAUGGCAAGAUAAACUGUUAAUCAUCAUAGCUUAACACAGCAGGAAGAGCUUCAUUUAAUUGAAGUAUUCUUGAAAGUAUAUGAUGAUUAACACAUUGAAAAAUAAUGUUAUUCAUCUUUAAGGGCCUUAAAUUGAUAGUACUUCUGUUAAAAGUACAUUUUAAAGUGAAAAAAAGAAACUAGCAAUAAAAUUAUAAAUAUAACCGAAUAUAAACAACAUCAACAAGGUAAUGAUUAUUGUAAAAUAAAAAGCAGUGUGACUGUUAAAGUGUUGCAGAAGUUUGAGCUUGCUGCUUUUUUGAUGAGUGCUAAAGAAUUGAGUACCAUGCAGAAAAAAAGGGAACCUAACAUGGUACUGCCGUGCAGAAAGGACAUAACAGCAAUAGUUCUUAUCCACAAGAUAAAUAUUUAUCCUUAGUAACUAAACUAAAACAUUUUGUAAGUAUUUGAACAUAAUAAAACCAUGAAUCAUAGUCAGUUCUAGGUUUAUAAGCAGUCAAUAUACCAGAGAGCUUAGAAUCCAAAUUUUAUAGAUCACAUUGUGCUAUAUAUCAUGUCCACUAAAAGGUGUGUGACCAUCACAUUUUACAUUUGCAGAUUCUGUACUGUGUCAGAGUUUGCAGAAGUUGGAUCAUAGUAAAUAAUGCAAGUGGACUACAGAAAAAUAAAAAUGUAGGGAAGAUAAAAUGAAAUUAGGUACUUUCAACAAAAAAAGCUUGGGAGGAAUAAUCUGAAAUUUAGGUACCCAUUGGAAGGAAGAAGCCUGUGAAGCAGGAGUGGCUGAAGGACAAUGGGCUUGCAGGGUGUGAAUAGUUGGCAACUGAGUCUUGAAUUUGCAAUGUAAAUGAUCAGCAUGAAGAGUUGGUAAUGUACUGGGCCAUGUACACGAAAUUUGGUCUCUGGAAGAAAACUGUCUAGCAGAAUCCCAUUGGAAAUUCUCAGCAAAUCUUAAUUAAUAGGAUUCAAAAAAAAUCAAUCAAAGCUAUUUUUAAUUUUUUACAGGAGAUGUAAAGUAGAAAAGGAUUUACAUUUGUACAACUUGUGCAGGAAAAGGGAGAUACUGUUGUUAUUUACCUGUGAAAGAGAAGUUAAACAUCAGAAAAGUCAAAUAAUUGUCUUGGAUGAUAAAAGUAUUAGCUAUUUCUAGCUAUUUUCUAAUGAUCACAUUCCAGGGUCCAGUACCAGGGUUGGCACACACUGUUAGUCCAAAUAACAGCAUGAUCUUUCUGUCACCCAGCUUCUCCUCUGCUUUUCUGGGUAUCACUCCCGUGGAGCACAUUGAAAUAAAGGAAAGUGAGGCUGGAAGAGAAGAGAUACUGAGGGUUGUGGAUUCUAUUUCUGCUUCCAGGUCUUACAAAGAUAUUUUGACCAGUAUAUUCUAUUUUUUGCUUAAAUGCUGCCAGUGGAAGUAGUUGCAAACUGGAGUGCAGGACUCUGGGCCUUGAUGGAGCUCCUCCGUGCUUGGCUCUCUGUGACUCAGUCUCUCCUCAGCCUUGAAUGCUGGCAUAGCAACGACAAGCAGGAGACAGAACAGGAAGUACUGAGUGAAAUCAAGUAAAGUUAUGGCUGCAGGACAAGUACAAGAAUUUGAAUGCUUCACUGACUUUGACAAAGAGCUGGUUUGUCACUGGAAGGUGCCUGCACAAACCAAUUGCUCCAAAGAAUUCCGGCUCUGCUACAGCAAGGAAACUUCUUCUGUGUCAAACAUAUGUGUUCCUGAGAAUGAAAAAGACAGUUUAAGGUGCACUUGUACAAUAUAUCCAGAUUAUUUUGUAUCAGGCCUCACAUAUAUUCUAGCCCUACAAUUCAAUGGCACUGAUAUGUGGAAUUACAAUGUUACACCAGCCCUUGUUGUUAAGCCGAGGGCCCCCAAAAAUCUUGCCGUUGAGAAAGCUGAAAAUGGUAACUUCAAUCUGAGUUGGGAGGAGAGCCACUCUCAUUCAUCCUUGCUCUCUGGACAGCCAGUCAUCUAUGAAGUGAAGUACUGGAGGAAGCAGCACCCAACAGAGGUUUCUGUAAAAGCAAUUAACUACCAGGCAAAAAGCUUUGAGAUUACUGCAAGCUCCUUGAAGAGAGGCUAUGAUUAUGUUGCAAGUCUCAGGUGUAACUACAUGGACUUCCCAGCCUACUGGAGUGAAUGGAGUGAAGAAGUUGAAUUUCACUAUGAUUACGAGGUGAAGGCUGAAGACAUUCUGCAGAUGGCUGUGCCCACAUCCUGCAUACUGAUCAUGGCAGGAUCUGUAAUUUGUUACUUCUGUUUCACUAAAGUGAAGAAAGAAUGGUGGGAUCAAAUCCCAAAUCCAGCAAAGAGCCAUUUGGUUGUAAAAAAUGUCAAGUUUUCAGUUCCGUGCCAUUUUGAUGAAAUUAAGUUCCCAUUCCAUGACUUAAAGCAGAGUCAUAUGGAACAACAAAUAAGUUGCAAGAACUGUCAGGCUCAAAGUUUGUCAAGCCAAAACUUCAAGGGAAAAGAUAACAUCAGAAAUGUUGAGACAUCUUGCAGUUGCCACAGCAAGUCUGGAGAGUGUUUGCCAAAAGGCAGCAGUGCAGUUUUAACCCCUGAUACAAUACCAGUUGAAGAGUGUAUAGAAAUCUGUGUAUGUUUAACAGACAGUGAAACUGAGAGCCAAGAAGAAACUGGCAACCAGAUCACCAUGUUCAAGCCUUGUGAGAGCAGCAUUGGUGCUUUCAGAGAGCACACUGAACACAAUGAGUUACUAGCUAACAUGUUCGAUGCACUCCUGGCAGAUGAAAAUAACAUGCAAGACAAUAAGGGCCCAAACAUCCCCACAGCUGAGAAGAAAACCUUAGAGAACGUUGGGUCAGAAAAUCCAUCACAGCGAAAUCCAAAAGAAAGUGCAGCCCAGAGUCUGCAACCAUGUGAUAUUUCUCAUACAACUCCCCUUUUCACCAAAGCCUCUAAAGAUGACUACAAUUGUAGUACAACCAGCAAAGAGUCAGAACUAUCAGAAGAAUCCUUUGAAUCUGGCUAUCAGAGCUCCAGUAUAAAUUCUGCUUCUCUGGAUGCAAGAGAUCUUCAACAAAUGGUUCAUCAAAGCCUUUUUCUAUGUAGUUCUGAAAGUGAGCUUGACUCUUGUGUCCUGAUGCAGGAGUCUACAAACAAAUCAUUGUCUGGAGCCAAAACAGACAGAAUAAACAGCCCUGCAGACAAGAGUUUUGAUACCUUUGUGUCUGCAUCCAUGGGCUUGUGUGGUUCUGCUUACAAGAGCUGUGACACCCUUUUGUCUCCAUCCCUGGAACCCUGUGGCUCUGCCUACAGGAGCUUUAAUACGCUUGUGUCUGCAUGCAAGGAACCAAGCAGCUCUGCAUACAAGAGCUUCAAUGCCCUCGUGUGUCAGUCGAUGGCUAACAGUAGCUUUGAAAGCUUGCCCUCCUCACUGCCUUUGGCACAGCUGUCAGAGAUGGCCGAAUGCAGCUGCAGAGAUCAAAGCACUCGGCCUGCUGGCAGCCAGACGUGUUACAACAACAGCUACACAUCUCCCAGCACUGAGCUUGAUUUUCCAAACACCUGUUCAGAACAGACUGGUUUUCUGUCUUUCUCCACACAUGCAAAUGAGGAUGCUUCAGCUUUUCUUUCAGAGGAGGAAACACAUAAGCACGUAAUAUAUCAAAAUGUUCAAAGGAAAGCAGAUAUCAUUUCUUGCCCCAUUGCACCUCGGCCGUCUGGUUAUCAGCCUUUUGGGAGUGCAGGUAAACACAACGGUCUGUACUGGGACAGUGACAAUGAAGUUAUCUCUACAUCACUGUAUGAAUCCUUCAUUAAUCUGUGCAACAGCCUGAGUGAAGCACCUCCAGAUACUGCAAUCUAUGAACCUGACCCAAGGAUAAAGGACAGUGUAUGUUUGACUGUUCAGAGUUCUGACUGCACCAUUGUCCCAGGUUUAGCAUCUAGUGAGAAUGACACACGGACUAGUGAUAGCAGCCCUUGGAUCAACAGUGCUAAUGAGCUGUCUGGUGAUAGCAGUGAUGAAAAUACCAGCAGAGAUGAACAGCUGUUACAUUUGUUAGAGAUGAAAUGUCAAGAUUUAAACAGCAAAGAAAGAGCUACAAAGGGAACAAAAUGGAAAAGCUUUAACCCUUCUGGUGAAGUAAUGCAAGAGGGUGGUGAUAACAGACUAAAAUACUGACUUCCACUGCUACUCACACAACCACUUGAGGGAACUUGGAGAUGCAGGGGGAAGUGAAGAGAUGCUGAAGCAUGCAGAUGGGGGUGGGGGGUGUGGCUCAGCAGUCAGCUUACCAGCAUGGCUGGACAGUGUUGGGCUAAACUUAGAAAAACUGCAGAGCCCCUGGAGCUCCAUGGCUCAGACAAGGUGCUACCUUGUCAUUUUAUUAGUAACUCCUAUCCUGAUUCUCACACCAUUCACAGUGAGGACUCUAGACUGACACUUGCAGUUAAAAAUAAGACCACUAGAACUGUUAAUGGAAAACAACAGGAAGGAAAAAACAAACUUGUGCAAACCCUUGCUCAAGAGGACACCUGCUAUAUGGAGGUAGCCUAGCCACAUAGUGCAGCCACUAGACUGAGCUAGUCUUUGGAAAUAAACUGUAUGACGAGUUGAA
Messenger RNA from Sturnus vulgaris (Common starling), 5067 nucleotides. NCBI's taxonomy places the organism in Eukaryota, Metazoa, Chordata, Aves, Passeriformes, Sturnidae. The record is from RefSeq and is a predicted model, not a curated record.